AUGCAUCAGCCAUUUCAGUAUGACACGGAUGUUCUCAUUGUCGGGGCUGGCCCGGUCGGCAUGCUGCUGGCAUACCAACUUGACCGUCUAGGCAUCUCAUGCGUCAUUGCAGAACGCAACCUCGGAACCACAAAAUGGCCGAAAAUGGAUCUGACCAACUGUCGGAGCAUGGAGAUGCUUAGGGUGCUUGGACUGGCGAAUGACUACAGGGCGCAGACGAAUGCUGUCAGCUCAGACGCAAACUAUAACUCGGUCUUCAUCACAAGUUUGUCGAGUGAAGGGACCUUGCUUGCUGACUGGAAACUUCCGUCGGUUAAUGAACAUCGCGAAUAUAUCAAGGCACACAACGACGGGACACAACCCGCGGAGCCUGGUCAACGGUGCUCGCAGAUCGUUUUUGAAGCUUGGCUUAAGGAGAUUAUUUGCGAAAGACCGAAUGUGACGACUAGAAUUGGAUGGACGUACACGCACCAUGUUGAAACAGACAAUGAAGCAGUGGCUACUUUCAUCGAUAGUACUGGCGCAGCGCAGACAGUCCGGUCUCGCUAUCUGGUAGGCUGUGACGGUGGUAGCAGUAAAGUCCGGAAAUCCACUGGAAUUCAAAUGCUCGGGGGUCAAGUUCCCGCACGGUUCCACCUGACUCACUUCAGGUCCGCAGAGCUAGCUGAAAGACUGCAUUUCGGGCGUUUCUGGCAUGCAUUUCCAGUCGGCGCCGGAUUUGUCAUUGACCAGGAUGAGAAAGACACCUUUACAGCACACUAUCCGCUGACUGGUGGAGUCACCGAUCCCACUGACCCAUACGAAGUCGUCUACAAAGUUCUUGGAGGGUGUCUUGGAGAGUGGCGGAUCAAGAUCGAUGAAAUUCUCGUCCAUAGCGAGUGGCAGCCGAGCUUCAGUAUUGCAGAGAGGUAUUGCACACAUGGUGGACGCGUGAUGCUCGCUGGAGAUGCAGCGCACAGAAACCCGCCCCAUGGCGGCUACGGAAUGAAUAGCGGAGUUAUAGACGCAGUUGAUCUUGGAUGGCGACUCGCCGCAGUUAUCAAAGGAUACGGAGGUGACGCACUGCUGAAGGCAUACGGUGUUGAGCGACGCCCGAUGAUGAUUCGGGCUCUUCAGCGAUCCCAUCGCCACGUUCUCGAGCACGUCAAACUAGGAGCUUUAUACAACCAACACUUGGACAGUUUGACGGGUAACUCAUCUGAAGCCGAACGAAAGCAUGCACUAGAGGUCGUGAAGAAUUAUAUCACCACGUCAGGACCCGAAACAUUAGACCGUGGUAUUGAGCUUGAUCUCAGGUACGAUCAUUCGCCAUUUAUCUAUCCCGAUGGUACACCACCUGUUCCAUGGGAAGUGGGAAAAUAUGCACCAAGCACUCGGCCAGGCUCUAGAGCACCCCAUGUGUUCUUGAAGGAUGGAAGCACUAGCAUUUACGACUUCUUUGGGGUGGAGUGGACCUUGAUACAUUUCGCCGGAGAGAAUGAGGCGGAUAGUGCCAGCACAUUUUUGGACGCAGCAGAGAAAAUGGGCUUUCCUUUGAAGUAUGUUGUACUCAGGGGAGAGAAUCACGUUCACAGCGUAUGGGAGCGUAAUAUUGUGCUUGUGAGGCCAGACACGCAUGUUGCUUGGAGGGCAAACAAAGGACCGUUGUCACCAGAGGAAGCAGAAAGUAUCCUGCAGGUCGUCUCGGGGAAUCAACAAUGUCCAGGAUACACCGAGUCCGAAGAACUCUCCCAGGCAGAACAAGAAUUCCUCAAGACCGCAGAAGUAUUUACAGGCAAGAGCAGCAGUGAUAAACUAGCCAUCAGUGGUGAGGAGGAGACUGUUUGA
Messenger RNA from Penicillium verhagenii, 1827 nucleotides. RefSeq lists its product as uncharacterized. The record is from RefSeq and is a predicted model, not a curated record. The coding region runs from base 1 to 1827 and encodes 608 amino acids. Lineage: Eukaryota; Fungi; Ascomycota; Eurotiomycetes; Eurotiales; Aspergillaceae. Gene Ontology annotation, molecular function: FAD binding. The transcript is spliced from 4 exons.